This is a messenger RNA of Paramecium tetraurelia, 411 nucleotides long. RefSeq lists its product as uncharacterized. The record is from RefSeq and is a predicted model, not a curated record. Lineage: Eukaryota; Ciliophora; Oligohymenophorea; Peniculida; Parameciidae. The transcript is spliced from 2 exons.
AUGACUAAUAUCACCAAUCCAACAAUAUAAUCUAUUAAAUAUUACAUUAAGUCAGGGUAGCAACGAUAUGUUCAUUAAGAUGAAGAGAUGUCCCUAUCAAAUUUUCAUCAAAUUCAUUAUUUAAUGAUCUAAUAAUUCAUUUAACAUACCUUUUCUAUAUUCAAAAUCUAUAGGAUUAUAUAUUAAUUUAUGCUAAAAACUCCUUUAAGGGAGAGAAAAAGCUUAUUUGAUAACUUACUUCAAAGAAGAAGGUUAAGCACAAAAUAGAAGUCGAGGCGUCUUAAUGGAAUAUAUCUCGAAGGAAUUAGAGCCCCCUUAGAUUCGAGAAUUCAAAAAUCACAACAAUAAUUCCUCAAACUAAAAUAAUAUCAUAAAAAUAACCUGCUAUUUAUAAUUUACAAUUCACAAUGA